UGGUUAUAGACAUCAACUAUAACUUUUAAUAUUUUCGAUCCCUAAAGUUUCAGUUAGAACCUUUAAAGACUAGAUGAGAUAACUAACAACUCCAUUAGAGCUGUAAGCAAAUUAGCAACCAUGGAUAUUCAGAAAGCUACCUUUACUAUCACUCCUCACCAUUUCCACCACCCAAUUCUUGUUUCCCCACAACAUAGACUGAUACAGCCAAGAAAAUUGCUAAAAAUAAGCCCACUUGUUUGUUCUUCUUCUCAUAAUAGUCAUCAUGUUGUAAAAGACCCAAUUUUGCAAGGAGGGAAUGAAUCUUUUGGGAAAAGUAAAGAGACCCAUUGCAAGAAUAUAAGAAAAAAGAGGGUGUUUUUCUUGGAUGUUAAUCCUAUUUGUUAUAAAGGAAGUAUCCCUUCUUUGCAAUCAUUUGCUCAUUGGAUUUCACUUUUCUUCUCUCAAGUUAGCCUCACUGAUCCUGUUAUUGCUGUCAUUGAUGGGGAAAGAGGUAAUGAGUAUAGAAGACAGCUGUUACCUUCUUAUAAAGCAAAAAGGAGGAAAUAUUGGCAGCAGUUUCCACAUGCAGGAAACUCUCAAAGGAAUACGAUUGAAAAGUCACAUAGACUCAUCUUGGAUAUUCUUCAAAACUGCAAUGUUCCUGGUAGUAUGCAGGUAGUUAAGAUUGAAUCACAUGAGGCAGAUGAUGUCAUAGCCACACUUGUAGAACAAGUUCUACAAAGGGGACACCGAGUCGUCGUUGCCUCUCCUGACAAAGACUUCAAACAGCUGAUAUCUGAUGAUGUUCAAAUUGUCAUGCCAGUACCAGAGUUCAAUAGAUGGUCCUUUUACACCCUAAAACACUAUGUGGCACAGUACAAUUGUGAUCCAAGGUCUGAUUUGAGCUUGAGUAAGUAUGUCUCACUCCUUUUAGGGUGCAUACUGGGUGAUGAGGUUGAUGGAGUUCCUGGAAUCCAGCAUGUUGUUCCUGGUUUUGGUCGAAAGACUGCUAUGAAGCUUUUGAAAAAGCAUGGCACACUGGAGAAUUUGCUUAGUGCUGCUGCAGUAAGAUCAGUGGGGAGGCAGUAUGCACAAGAUGCCCUUAUAAAGUACGCUGAUUAUUUGCGCAGAAAUUAUGAAGUUCUUUCUCUGAAGAGGGAUGUCAGUAUCCAUAUUGAGGAGCAAUGGCUUAAUGAGAGGGAUGUGCGUAAUGACUCACUAGUUUUAUCCAACUUCAUCACUUUGCUGAAAGAUAGUCGGAAUCUUAAUUCGCAGAGCAGAUCUCAUUCUAAGGGUUGAAAUUGCCAGAAGAAAGAAUUCUUUGCCACAUUGAAAAGAUUAUUUAUUUAGGCUAUAAAACCUGAAGAAGGAUGAUCUUGAUGCUUCAGCAGAACUAUCAAACUAAACAAAUAGAAGAUUACCAAAUUUUGCCAGAAGAUUUGACCAGAUGAACCGAGGCUGAAUUGGAAUAUCCAAAUUCACAGUGAGUAUAGACCUCUGUUUCAUGUUUGCAUGUUUGUCUGUUCAAUGAACAUUUUCUAAUUCAGUUUUCUUCAU
Lycium ferocissimum is the source of this 1539-nucleotide messenger RNA. RefSeq lists its product as uncharacterized. The transcript is spliced from 6 exons. The coding region runs from base 121 to 1281 and encodes 386 amino acids. Lineage: Eukaryota; Viridiplantae; Streptophyta; Magnoliopsida; Solanales; Solanaceae. The record is from RefSeq and is a predicted model, not a curated record. Gene Ontology annotation, biological process: DNA replication, Okazaki fragment processing. Gene Ontology annotation, molecular function: 5'-flap endonuclease activity; DNA binding.